AUGGAGAGCACAGGCCCACUGGCCACCUCGCGUCGGCUGCUGCUGUUGCUGCUGCUGCUGCUACUACCACCUCCUACCUGCCAGGGACUGCCCCCAACCCAGAGGGCCCAGGACUCUCCUGCUGUGCACCUCAACAAUGGCCCAGGACAGGAACCUGUUAUGGUCUUCGCCUUUGACCUCACCAAGAUGACAAAAGCCUCCUCCUCCUUUGAGCUUCGAACCUGGGACCCAGAGGGAGUGAUUUUUUAUGGGGAUACCAACCCUAAGGAUGACUGGUUUGUGCUAGGACUUCGGGAGGGCAGGCCUGAGAUCCAACUGCAUAAUCACUGGGCUCAGCUUACAGUGGGGGCUGGUCCUCGGCUGGAUGAUGGGAAGUGGCACCAGGUGGAAGUAAAAAUCGAUGGAGACUCGGUGCUGCUGAGGGUGGAUGGAGAGGAGGUGUUACGCCUGAGACAGGUCUCUGGGCCCCUGGUCAACAAAUCCCAGGCUGUCAUGAGGAUUGCACUAGGGGGGCUGCUCUUCCCCUCCUCCAACCUUCGGUUGCCGCUAGUCCCUGCCCUGGAUGGCUGCCUGCGUCGGGAUACCUGGUUGGACAAACAAGCCCAGAUCUCAGUCUCUGCCCCCACUAACAUCAGAAGCUGUAAUGUGGAGUCACAGCCUGGGACAUUUUUCCCUCCAGGGACUCAUGCAGAAUUUAAUCUCCAAGACAUUCCUCAACCUCAUGCAGAACCCUGGGCUUUCUCUCUGGAUCUGGGACUUGAGCAAGCCACAGGCUCAGGCCACCUCCUUGCCCUUAGGACACCAGAGAACACUUCUUGGCUCAGCCUUCAUCUCCAGGAUCAAAAGGUGGUACUGACUCCUUGGUCAGGGCCAGGGCUGGAUCUGCCCCUGGUCUUGGGACUCCCUCUUCAGCUGAAGCUGGGUAUGUCCAGGGUGGUCUUGAGUCACGGGCCGAAGACAGAGGUGCUUGCUCUGCCUCCCCUGGGCCUUGGUCCCCUGCUCAACCUCUGGGCUCAGCCUCAAGGGCAUCUCUUCCUGGGGGCUUUACCAGGAGAGGACUCUUCUGCCUCUUUUUGCUUGAAUGGACUUUGGGCACAAGGCCAGAUACUGGACAUGGACCGGGCCUUGAGCAGGAGCCAGGACAUCUGGACUCACAGCUGUCCCCAGAGCCCAGCCAAUGGCACUGAAGCCCCCCAUUAAAGCUCCACCUAAGAACCCCUUUUGAAAGU
This is a messenger RNA of Carlito syrichta (Philippine tarsier), 1229 nucleotides long. It is a transcript of the gene SHBG, whose product is annotated as sex hormone binding globulin. NCBI's taxonomy places the organism in Eukaryota, Metazoa, Chordata, Mammalia, Primates, Tarsiidae. Gene Ontology annotation, molecular function: steroid binding. The record is from RefSeq and is a predicted model, not a curated record. Bases 1 to 1200 code for a protein of 399 amino acids. The transcript is spliced from 8 exons.